AACCCACCCUGUGCGUGAAAACAUUAUUUUAAAUUGUCGUUGUUGUUUAUACUGUUUGACUAACGUUAAUUGUAAUUGAGUACCCUUCUGUUCUUAAUUGAUCAAGAAAAUGAACUCAAGGAAGAUUCUAAUUUUCUAUGCUUCUCUAUUCCAGUCUAUAUAUUUUGCCUUGGGUGGCUGGAAUCCAAUCAAGUUAUACUGUUACCGUUGCGUGUCGACGCAUCCCGGUUGUGGAACACCUUUCAACUGGCUCUGGUACUGGGGUGAAAUUUGCCCGGAAGCAAAUGACAAAUGUGUCAAAUUAAUUGAAAGGAAAGGAGCGGAGACUGUGAUAACCCGGGAAUGCCUGAGCUCCCUACGGAGCGUGCGGACAGACAUACCCGCGGACCACUACGAAGGCUGCAGACCAGCCGCGACGGACGUCCGCCUGGCCCACUACGUCAACAACUCCAUCAAGGAGCUGGACGUGAAGAGGGACUACUAUGAUGAGACCACUUGGUGUUUCUGCUAUUUCGACAACAGAUGCAACUCUGGAUCUUCCAACGUGGCAGGUUUUGGUCUUAUCUUGGCAGCAUUCAUUUGGUAUCUACAUGUGUAUUGCGGGAUUUAAACAGCUGUUCAGCUGGUGUUUUCCAUCUGACUCUGCUGCUGUGAACAGAUUUCAACCUUGUUGGCCUGGCAUAAAAUGUGCAGUGUAGCAGUUGGAGUUCUACUGUCAUUCCAGUCCUGAGAUUAUUUACAGACAUUCAUGUGUGGGACAAAGUGCCUAGCUGCAUUUUUAAUUUUUUGGAGUGUACGGGUCCACAUAAUUAUACUGCUACAAAUAUUUUAUGUUAGUGCCAUAAUUUUUAAUAUUUACAAGUCAAAUAUUAAGUAGAAAGCUGUAUUUUUGUAUGUUUACUGAGAAGUUAUUAAUUGGAAACAAUUUAUUUGUAGUAUUUUAUAAAUUGGAAAAAAAAUUAUUUUAAGUGUUUAAAAAAUAAUUUUUAAAAAUUUUAAGGUUUUUGUAAGUUAAUUACAUAGACUAGUUAGUAUCUAUCAAUCAUUUAAUCUUGGACAAAGUUCAAAUAAAAGUUAAGAAUCCAGAAAUAGUUUAUGAAUUUUAGCUAUACAAUGGAACCUCACUACUACGAGAGUUGAUAAUGGUGAGAGAAAUCCUCGUAACUACAAGUACUCAUAAUAACCGAAUAUAGAAAAUUGAAGUCUAAGUUAGAUUCUUGAAUCUUCCAAAAAAAAAUUCUAAUUUCACACCAUAUCUUGGAAACGGUGCACUGUAGUGAAAAAAUGCAUAGAAUUAAAGUUGUAGCAAAUUAAAUUAUGAACAGAGAAGAUCUUUAGGAUUAUUUUUUGUAUCUGCAACAUUUUUGUUUUAAUCAGGAAUGAAAAUGCAGCGAAGAUAACCGCUGUCACCUUCGUCUUGUAUGGUCAAGGAGGGGAGGUAAGUGGAGCGGAAAAAGGAAAAUAAAA
This is a messenger RNA of Bacillus rossius redtenbacheri, 1467 nucleotides long. RefSeq lists its product as uncharacterized. Gene Ontology annotation, biological process: regulation of synaptic transmission, cholinergic; sleep; positive regulation of voltage-gated potassium channel activity. NCBI's taxonomy places the organism in Eukaryota, Metazoa, Arthropoda, Insecta, Phasmatodea, Bacillidae. The transcript has 4 exons. The record is from RefSeq and is a predicted model, not a curated record. The coding region runs from base 110 to 610 and encodes 166 amino acids.